CGUCAAAUCUAGUUCUACAACACUACUCUUUCCUUUUUUUUGGAUAUGAUACAAAUAUGUCGGCCGUGGCACCAUCAGAUAUACCAUUUCGGAAGAGAUGUUUCGUGACUAUUGGUGCUACUGCACCCUUCAACAGCCUCAUCAAGGCCGUACUCGCCGAUGACUUUAUAAGCCAACUACAACAGCUGGGAUACAACGAGCUGCGGGUACAGUACGGCGACCAUGAAGGUGAAGCCAUCUACACGCAACGAAUCAAAGAUCUUCAACCAAGGCUCAGCAACGAUAAAUUUGCCAUCACCGGGUUUGGGUUUGAUAAAUCAGGACUUGGUCAAGAGAUACUGGCCAUCAAAGGACGCUCGCCAGAGACGGAAGGGACUGUCAUCAGCCAUGCCGGCUCAGGCUCGGUUUUGGAUGUUUUGAGAGUGGGCAUCCCGCUCGUGGUUGUGCCCAACACCGAUCUACUACAUAACCACCAAGUCGAACUCGCCGAAGCUCUUGCUAAGCAGGAGUAUGUUAUCUAUGGGAAGAUAGAUGAUCUCGAAUCAUCUCUUUCAAGCAUCGAAAGCCUACGGAUCAAGAUGCGAAAGUGGCCGCCACUCCGCUCCGGGGAGCAAAAGUACGGAAAAGGCAUCGUGGAUGUCAUGUCCGAGGAGAUGGGAUGGCAGUUGGAUUGAACGUCCAAGAAAUACGAAACACAACUGAGUCUUAGAAUCUCAUCCCUCUGAUCAGCCUUCCCAAACCGAAACCAACUUUCACUCUAUGGCAAGUUGGUGACGCGGAUCAAAAACCGAAAAUCUUCCAGUGAACCAACUCGACCGUCGCAUACUAGUCAGGUUAAGUGAGACUCGACAUGCAGGCCCUACAACUACUGAAGCCGCGGAUCGAAGGGUCAGGAACAAGGGAACCACCCAUCGGGAUCGUCUCCCACGAGGUACGCCCAUGGCUGCAUUCGAGGUACUACGGAGGUUACACGCGUACCAGCCUCCAACAUUCCUGGCACCUCCAACAUGGACAUCCCCCCUGCGAGCGAGUAAUGUGGUCGAGGGCAGGCUUCCAGAUACAAACACCUGCGGCCGCAUCGAUUUGGUCCAGGGUCUUCGAGUGCAGCCAAUUCAAUCUUCCGCAGGGUUUGGAUGUGAAAAGAACACGUGAUGGAUGGACCACAAGACGAAGUGAACAGCAGCAUGAGGUGUUGUAUGUCAAGGCUACUCAACACAAUAUCUCUCAUGCUUCAGAUAUCAAGAGUGGACAAUACGGAGUACAUGCUUGAGAGAUUGCGGGAAAAGCCCACAUUUCCUUUAGUGAGGCUGUAAAAGAUCAAUUAGCAAAAGACAAACCCUCACUUUGGAGGAAAUUGCUUUGUUUUUCUCCCUUUUUUCAGUUUUUAAGAGAGGAAAUGAGGCGACGUGUAUUUUGAACUGUCAAGGCUGGCCUAUCAUAAAUAUGGUAUCUAUCUAUCUUCAGCCUAUUGCGAGAACGUCAUAAUGUCAUAUACAUAUUUAUAUAUAUGUCCAUGGCUCGCCUGGAACAAGAAAAAGUAGAAGGAUUAGAAAAAUUGGUUCUUGCAUUGGUAGCUCACCACCGAC
Molecule: messenger RNA, 1586 nt
Organism: Exophiala oligosperma
Lineage: Eukaryota; Fungi; Ascomycota; Eurotiomycetes; Chaetothyriales; Herpotrichiellaceae
Exons: 3
Coding region: 57-674 (205 amino acids)
Biological process (GO): dolichol-linked oligosaccharide biosynthetic process
Cellular component (GO): extrinsic component of endoplasmic reticulum membrane; UDP-N-acetylglucosamine transferase complex
Molecular function (GO): hexosyltransferase activity
Source: RefSeq, a predicted model, not a curated record